Messenger RNA from Nymphaea colorata (pocket water lily), 973 nucleotides. RefSeq names its product gamma-glutamyl peptidase 5-like. Gene Ontology annotation, cellular component: cytosol. The record is from RefSeq and is a predicted model, not a curated record. NCBI's taxonomy places the organism in Eukaryota, Viridiplantae, Streptophyta, Magnoliopsida, Nymphaeales, Nymphaeaceae. The transcript has 4 exons. The coding region runs from base 50 to 805 and encodes 251 amino acids.
CAAGUCUUUUACUCAGAGAGGGAGAGAGAGAGAGAGAGAGAAAGAGAGAAUGGUUGCCGAAGGAUGCGAUGGAGCCAAGCGGUAUGCUCUUCUUUUGGCUACUGAGGACUCUGACUAUGUGAAGAAGAUGUAUGGCGGCUACUUCAAAGUCUUUGAAGAAGCAUUCCGAGAAGAAGGCCAACAGUGGGAUCUCUUCAGGGUUGUCAAUGGCGAAUUUCCAGAGUUUGAAAGGCUUCAAGACUAUGAAGGCUUCGUCGUCAGCGGCAGCCCGCACGACGCCCAUGGUGACCAGAUCUGGGUCAGGAAGCUCUGUUUCUUGUUGCAGGCCUUAGAUGCCAUGCACAAGAAAGUUCUUGGCAUAUGCUUCGGCCACCAGGUUCUUUGCAGGGCAUUAGGAGGGAAGAUAGGGCGAAACGAAGCAGGUUGGGAUAUUGGGAUAAGAAGUGUAGUGCUGACAGAUGAACUGCCACCUUACGAUUACUUCAAGGGAUUCAACAUCCCACCUUCGAUUUCAAUCAUACAGUGCCAUCAAGAUGAGGUGUGGGAGAUUCCAGUUGAUGCGGAAGCAAUUGCGUACUCUGAGAUGACAAAGGUUGAGAUGUUCACUUGCGGAGAUCACAUACUGGGGAUCCAAGGCCACCCUGAGUACACCAUGGACAUUUUGUAUAACCUUCUGGACCGCCUUCACAGCAACAAUGUCAUAGAGGAAACGGUGGCGGAGGAAAUCAAAGCCAACUUGGAGGGGAGAGAGCCUGAUCGAGAGGUGUGGCUCAAGAUAUGCAGAAGCUUUCUGUCUGGGAGAUAGUUGUGCCGCAAAAACUGCCUUGCGAGUUUAGCUCAUGUCCGCAAAUUCAGGAACUCUGUUGACCAAAUAAUUAAUGCCUCAACUUGUUCAAGCUUCACUUAUCUUAUGAAACGUAUGUAUCUCUAAAUGGAAUGCAACUGUAUUAAUAAGGUCUAAUAUUCAAGUAAA